CCGUCGAGUCCUUGGAUAGGAGGAGAGGAUGAAAAGCUUAUGGUUGCAGAAUGCCGGCAACCAACGGACCGAGUUCUUUCCCAUCCCCCACGCAGCCAUGGCGGGAACCGGUCUCUUCCUCCGCCCGCUCAUCACUUCCCUCCGCCCGACAACGUCAAACUUCCCGCCACCCAGGCGCAACCCCAUCCCUUCCCGCCUCCGCUUCCAAAAGCCGCCGAGAUUUGCCUCCUCGGACGAACAAACGCCGACCUCCCACACCCAGCCCAAAUUCAAGCCUCCAAUCCGAAACCCCAUCGGUGCAUCACUCCUCUCGUCAAUCCCACGCUUUCUCGAUCGUAUUAGGGGUGAUCAAAUUGGCUUGGAGAUAGCGAGUGUUGCGUUGCCGGUGGUACUGGCUCUCGCCGCUGAUCCCAUUGCAUCGCUUGUCGACACCGCCUUCGUAGGCCAUCUGGGAUCCGUUGAGUUGGCAGCAGUGGGUGUCUCGGUUUCGGUAUUCAAUCUGGUUUCCAAAUUGUUUAACAUACCCUUGCUUAAUGUUACUACAUCUUUUGUUGCCGAACAGCAGGCAUUGGACAGUAGCAUGCAGAACGAUGCAAAUAGUGUUGAAACAAGGGACAAAGUUCUGGGGUUGAAAUUGAAGGGCAGGGGUGAUUCAGAUGGCAGGAAAUUUCUUCCAGCAGUGUCAACAUCAUUGGCUUUGGCUGCUGGUAUUGGACUUGCAGAAGCGAUAGGAUUAUUCUUGGGCUCAGGGCUCCUGAUAAAUACCAUGGGUAUACCUGUUGACUCACCAAUGCACAUACCAGCUGAGCAGUUUCUUACUCUAAGAGCAUAUGGUGCUCCACCUAUGGUAAUAGCACUUGCAGCGCAAGGCACGUUUCGUGGAUUUAUGGAUACAAAGACACCAUUAUAUGCUGUAGGAGCUGGCAACUUACUGAAUGCUCUAUUGGAUCCCAUAUUGAUAUUUAUCUUUGGUCUCGGCGUGGGUGGUGCUGCAAUAGCUACUGUUAUUUCUGAGUACUUGAUAGCUUUUAUUCUUCUUUGGAAGCUCAAUGCAAAAGUAGUACUUCUAUCUCCUGAUAUUUUCAGGGGUGGAUUUGUUCGUUAUUUGAAAUCUGGUGGUCUCUUAAUUAGCAGAACUAUUGCGUCUCUCUUUACUAUGACACUGGCAACAUCCUUGGCUGCAAGGGAAGGGCCAAUUCCUAUGGCUGGUCACCAGAUUUGCUUGCAAGUAUGGUUGGCAGUCUCCCUGCUUAAUGAUGCUUUAGCGCUUGCCGGUCAGGCUUUACUUGCACGUGAAUUCUCCCAGAGGAAUUAUGAACAAGCCCGUGUUAUAAUAUACAGGGUUCUACAGAUUGGGGCCACAACUGGAAUAGCACUGGCUAUCAUAUUGUUCUUUGGGUUUGGGCAUUUUUCGUAUUUAUUUACCACUGAUUCAGCUGUUCUGGACGUUGCUAGAUCUGGAGUCUUGUUUGUCGCUGUAUCGCAGCCAGUCAAUGCCCUUGCUUUUGUAAUUGAUGGGCUCUAUUAUGGUGUCUCAGACUUUGCAUAUGCUGCAUACUCGAUGGUGCUGGUGGGAUUGGUCUCAUCAAUAUUUCUGUUGGUUGCUGCUCACAUGUUUGGUCUCGCUGGAGUCUGGACAGGGUUGUUUCUUUUCAUGAGCUUGCGAACAGCUGCUGGAUUUUGGAGGUUAGGAACCAAAACUGGACCAUGGAAAAUGGUCUGGUCUGAGAUGGAGACACAGAUAAUGGAAAAAUGAUGAUUAUGAAAGAAAUCGCACAAGAGCCUUUUUUUCUAGACCAUUAGCUGGCCUUAUGAGUUUUAACAGCAGUUUGUUAUGUCAAGUUUAGAAACAAUUCAUUGGCAACAAAGUUAAACGAGUGAAAGAAAUCAAUGGGGAUGAGAAGGGUAAACAAGCGAGGAUUAACAACAGGUAAGUCAAUGAAACAAUUUUCAUGCUCGGGGAUUUGGAUGGACAGCAGGCAACAUAGCUGCAAGGCUGGAUGCAUAGCUUUGAUAGUCACAUAUUCACCGAUGCUGAUGAACGGCAGAGCAUGGCAGAGUACUGAUUCUAACUGAAUAUGGCAAGCAUCCUUUUCAGAGGUCUACACUAGAUGUAUUGCAGCAAUGCUUCUUCCAUUGGCCAGCCAUUCGUGGCAUUACCUGUAAAUCAGAAUCAAGCUUCGAUGCUGUUAAAGGUUAUUUAUUAUAUAUCCAUAUAAAUUUGUUUUGUGCAUAUGAUCCUGUAGGUGAAUAUGAAUUGGUUGAACUUACUCAUGGGGUAACCUAGCCCACAGCAUAGUUUGAGUGGAGAUGCAAGGCAGGAGAGUUUGAAGACAAAACUGAUGCCUGUAUCAUAGUAUCUUUUCCAUGAUUUAUCUGCUGAAAAAAGAUAAACUAAUAGCAGGUGUAGCAUGCCUUUUAUUCUA
This is a messenger RNA of Phoenix dactylifera (date palm), 2426 nucleotides long. Its product is annotated as MATE efflux family protein. The record is from RefSeq and is a predicted model, not a curated record. Lineage: Eukaryota; Viridiplantae; Streptophyta; Magnoliopsida; Arecales; Arecaceae. Gene Ontology annotation, molecular function: antiporter activity; xenobiotic transmembrane transporter activity. Gene Ontology annotation, biological process: transmembrane transport. Gene Ontology annotation, cellular component: membrane.